This is a messenger RNA of Pelobates cultripes (western spadefoot toad), 578 nucleotides long. Lineage: Eukaryota; Metazoa; Chordata; Amphibia; Anura; Pelobatidae. The record is from the annotation of a GenBank genome assembly.
AUGGUGACCGAGGAACGCUUCAAAUCGGAAUACUCAGAGGACACCAAGGAAAGGAAGCCUGUGUCGAACACGAAACCUUCCUCCUACGGAACCAAAGGUUUCGUUGAUGAUACUACCCAAUUUACUAAGGGGGACAUCAAGUUUUUGUUCCGGGACUUCAAGCAGAUGUUCCAUGAUGAGUUGGGAGACCUCCAACAAGAAGUUGAUCUACCCCAGUGCAAACUUACCCUGGAGUCUGCCACGCAUUUCCACCCGACAAGCAGAGUAAGGUCUUGGAUAGGAUUGCGGUUUUGGAAUUGUCUGUGCAGUCCCUUCUCCUCCAGCAGAGAAUUAGAAAUGUGAGGAUCAGGGGAAUACCAGAGAGUAUUGCACCAAAGGACUUGAUGCAGUUUGUUCAGGGUCUUGUGGAUUCACUAACAGUGUCCCAGGUGACGGGACCACAGCGGUGGAUUGGGUAUACAGAAAACUCAGGGUUAUUGCAGGCCUUGGUGGACUCUCCUUGGGAUGUGGUGACACAAUUCACUGACAUCGCAUACAAAAUGAAGAUACUGCAAAAGGCCAGGACAAGGAGCAUUUAG